AUGCUGCUCCACACGGCUCAGGCCGCCUGCCGCAGCAGCAACGCGCACCGCCACGGCCGCGGCCGCAGCCGGGGCUGCUCCGGAGGCCGGCGUGGCAGCACCGGGCACCUCUGUCCCCGCGGCGCUUCUUUUCGGCGCCCCUGCUGGGGGGCAGGAACGCGGCGCCCCGUGCUGCAGGCGCCCUCCGAGGUGCAGAAGCCCCCUGAGCGGCGCCCGGCGCGUCGCGGCCCGCAGCGGCCCGGGCGCUGCCCCCAGCCCGCGUCCGCCUCGCGGCCCCCUACUUCGGGCACCAUGGACACCUCCCGGCUCCGCGUGCUCCUGUCCUUGCCUGUCCUGCUGCAGCUGGCUGCCGGGGGCGGCUCGCCUCGGUCGGGCGCGCUGCCGCGGGGCUGCCCCGCACACUGUCAGUGCGAGCCCGACGGCAGGCUGUUGCUCCGGGUGGACUGCUCCGACCUGGGGCUCUCGGAGCUGCCCUCCAACCUCAGCGUCUUCACCUCCUACCUAGACCUCAGUAUGAACAACAUCAGCCAUCUGCCCCCGAAUCCCCUGCCCAGUCUCCGCUUCCUAGAGGAGUUACGGCUCGCUGGAAACGCUCUGACAUACAUUCCCAAGGGAGCAUUUGCUGGCCUUUACAGUCUGAAAGUUCUUAUGCUGCAGAAUAAUCAGCUAAGACAGGUACCCACAGAAGCUCUACAGAACUUGCGAAGCCUUCAAUCCCUGCGACUGGAUGCCAACCACAUCAGCUACGUGCCCCCGAGCUGCUUCAGUGGCCUGCAUUCCCUGAGGCACCUGUGGCUGGAUGACAACGCUUUGACAGAAAUCCCUGUCCAGGCUUUCAGAAGUUUAUCGGCAUUGCAGGCCAUGACCUUGGCCCUGAACAAAAUACACCACAUACCAGACUAUGCCUUUGGAAACCUCUCCAGCUUGGUAGUUCUACAUCUCCAUAACAAUAGAAUCCACUCCCUGGGAAAGAAAUGCUUUGAUGGGCUCCACAGCCUAGAGACUUUAGAUUUAAAUUAUAAUAACCUUGAUGAAUUCCCCACUGCAAUUAGGACACUCUCCAACCUUAAAGAACUGGGAUUUCAUAGCAACAAUAUCAGGUCGAUACCUGAGAAAGCAUUUGUAGGCAACCCUUCUCUUAUUACAAUACAUUUCUAUGACAACCCUAUCCAGUUUGUUGGAAGAUCUGCUUUUCAACAUUUACCUGAACUGAGAACGCUGACUCUGAAUGGUGCUUCACAAAUCACUGAAUUUCCUGAUUUAACUGGAACUGCAAACCUAGAGAGUCUGACUUUAACUGGAGCACAGAUCUCAUCUCUUCCUCAAACCGUCUGCGAUCAGUUACCUAAUCUCCAAGUGCUAGAUCUGUCUUACAACCUGUUAGAAGAUUUACCCAGUUUUUCGGUCUGCCAAAAGAUUCAGAAAAUUGACCUAAGACAUAAUGAAAUCUACGAAAUCAAAGCGGAUGCUUUCCAGCAGUUGCUUGCUCUCCGAUCUCUGAAUUUAGCUUGGAAUAAAAUUGUCAUUAUCCACCCUAAUGCAUUUUCCACUUUGCCAUCUCUAAUAAAGCUGGACCUAUCGUCCAACCUCCUGUCGUCUUUUCCUGUAACUGGGUUACAUGGUUUAACUCACUUAAAAUUAACAGGAAAUCAUGGCUUGCAGAGCUUGAUAUCAUCUGAAAACUUUCCAGAACUCAAGGUUAUAGAAAUGCCUUAUGCCUACCAGUGCUGUGCAUUUGGAGUGUGUGAGAACGUCUAUAAAAUUUCUAAUCAAUGGAAUAAAGGUGACAACAGCAGUAUGGAUGACCUUUAUAAAAAAGAUACUGGAAUGUUUCAGGUUCAAGAUGAGCGGGACCUUGAAGAUUUCCUGCUUGACUUUGAGGAAGACCUGAAAGCCCUUCACUCAGUGCAGUGUUCACCUUCCCCAGGCCCCUUCAAGCCCUGUGAACACUUGUUCGGUAGCUGGCUGAUCAGAAUCGGAGUGUGGACCAUCGCCGUUCUGGCCCUCACCUGUAACGCCUUGGUGACUUCCACAGUGUUCAGAUCCCCUCUGUACAUCUCCUCCGUAAAACUGUUGAUCGGGACGAUCGCAGCGGUGAACGUGCUCACGGGAGCCUGCAGUGCGGCGCUGGCUGGUGUGGAUGCCUUCACUUUUGGCAGCUUUGCACGACACGGUGCAUGGUGGGAGAACGGGGUCGGUUGCCAAGUCAUUGGGUUUUUGUCCAUUUUUGCCUCAGAAUCAUCCGUUUUCCUGCUGACUCUGGCAGCCCUGGAGCGUGGGUUCUCUGUGAAAUGUUCUGCAAAAUUUGAAACGAAAAUUCCCUUUUCCAGCCUGAAGGCAGUCAUUCUGCUCUGCACCCUGCUGGCCCUGGCCCUGGCCGCGGUGCCCCUGCUGGGCGGCAGCCAGUACAGCGCCUCCCCGCUCUGCCUGCCCCUGCCCUUUGGGGAGCCCAGCACCACGGGCUACAUGGUGGCACUGGUCCUGCUCAACUCCCUGUGCUUCCUCGUGAUGACCGUCGCCUACACCAGGCUCUACUGCCAUUUGGAAAAGGGAGACCUGGAGAAUAUCUGGGACUGUUCUAUGGUGAAGCACAUUGCCCUGUUGCUCUUCACCAACUGUAUCCUUUACUGCCCCGUGGCUUUCUUGUCCUUCUCCUCUUUAUUAAACCUCACAUUUAUCAGCCCUGAAGUAAUUAAGUUCAUCCUUCUGGUGAUUGUCCCACUUCCUGCAUGUCUCAAUCCCCUUCUCUACAUCCUCUUCAAUCCCCAUUUUAAGGAGGAUCUGGGGAGCCUGGGAAAGCAAACCCACCUCUGGACGAGAUCGCCACACCCGAGCCUGAUGUCUAUCAACUCUGAUGAUGUCGAAAAACAGUCCUGUGACUCGACCCAAGCCUUAGUGACCUUCACCAGCGCCAGCAUAGCCUACGACCUGCCUUCUAAUUCCGUGUCCCUGCCGGCUUAUCCAGUGACCGAAAGCUGCCAUCUUUCAUCUGUGGCAUUUGUCCCAUGUCUCUAAUGUAUGAGAGAAAAAGUUUUCAAAAGUUGAAAACCGGAAAAUGUGAGAUUGAGCUCAUCAGGGCAGUAGCUGAGAAGACCUGAGUUGAAACUUGGUUUAAAAACCAAAAAAUAAAAAUAAAAAACUCUCAGUGUAAAAAAGCUGAAAACCUAUUGAUACUUGAGAGUAAAAUACGUCUAAAUGCUGCUUGUAUAAUUUGUUUAGUUAAGGGAUAGAUCAUUCACACUAUUUAGGUGAGCCCAGAUCAAAAAAGCAGAUUGAAAUGUUCUUCAAAAAUGAUUCUCUGUGAUUUUACUUGCAUUCUUUUUAAACUCACCAAUGUAAUUAUUUGGGGAUGGGGGUGAGAACCCACUUGCUUCUAAAAUGGGUUUAUUUUUUAAGGUAGUAUCCCGAAAACUCCUUAAAAGAUGGUUGGAGGUAUGAGGAAAAUAAGGAUUUUAAAUGGCCCUACAUUACUAAGUGAAGGGUUUUGACCCAUAGGAUUUCAUGUUAAUGGCCAUGUGGAGAUGUUUUAGUCCUCAUUUGCCUUUUCUCAGAAAGGACCCUUCCCAGUCACCAAUCCCUUGGAGGGACAAUGUAAGGCAUUAUUAACUCACUCAUAUUCAGAUUAUAUUUAGAGAUACCAGGUUUUAUGUAUCAGUACUAAAUGGUUCUACCCUCAAUGGAAUAAAACAGCUUACAAAUAUUUUGAAAGGAAGAUUAACUGAAAUUCUUAAAUUGCUAUUAAGGAAAUCAUGUACAGGUGAAGUUUGUCUUGUCUAAUUCGUUUUUCACUCCUUGCUCUUUGGUGCCCAAAGCUCAGAAGGAAAGUCUGUUGCCAGCAACGGACAUACUUUAAAAAGAUAGUAAGCAACCUGGGACUUUGUUUUUCCUGAGUGAGUACAUAUUUUUGCAAGAGGUUUUAUGAGUUGAUUCAAAUGAACAUGCAUCUUAAGAUAACAAUCAAAUGCAGACACAACAUAAAUUAAUUCCACUGAUGUAACUUCUCACACAUGUGUCUCUAGGAGCUCUUGUAAACCCAAUAUCUGACACCAUUUGGAUUCAACAGAGACUCAGUAACAUAUUAUCCUGUUUAUUUAGCUUGGUUUUAGCUGUGUUCUCUCUGGAUCAACCCACUUGAUGUCAGGAACAUUACUUCUCUGCUUAUUCCAUAUUAAUACAUGUAUUUGGUAUUUUAAGAGGCAAAUUAUUAAAUAUUAAAAGUCAAAGUAUUAAUUCUUAACUUCUUUUAUCCUACAUUAGCUUCAAUACAUCCAAACCAAAUGGGUGUUAGUUAGAUUUAUUUUUAUAUAAUCAUGUUUAUUUUGAUCAGAUAUUUUAACUUGGAAUUGAAAAAGUACAUUUAUGAGAUGUUUUAUAAAAUGUGUAAAUAUAGAACUGUAUUUAUUACUAUAGUUGAGAUUCAGUAACAUUAAGGACCAUGAUAAUAAACCAUGUACAGUGGCAUAUUCUUCCAUAUAUAUUGUAUUUCUCUGCUCAUUCUCUUUAAAUUCAUUAACUGUAUAUAUGUAAAUAUAUAGUACUUGUAAAUAGAUUCCAAAUUUGCUUUUCUAUUGGGUACAAAAUAAAUUUGUAAUAAAAUGUGUGACUAAAAAACAAAA
Molecule: messenger RNA, 4616 nt
Organism: Lemur catta (Ring-tailed lemur)
Lineage: Eukaryota; Metazoa; Chordata; Mammalia; Primates; Lemuridae
Gene: LGR5
Product: leucine rich repeat containing G protein-coupled receptor 5
Exons: 18
Coding region: 1-3015 (1004 amino acids)
Biological process (GO): G protein-coupled receptor signaling pathway
Cellular component (GO): membrane
Molecular function (GO): G protein-coupled receptor activity; protein binding; protein-hormone receptor activity
Source: RefSeq, a predicted model, not a curated record